GAAUUAUUUAAUUUUUCUUGUUUUAUGGCACAACUGAAAAAAUUUAAAAAGGAAAUUUCUCAUAAAAAUUAGAAAACGCUUUACAAAUAGACGAGGUUUAAUUUAUGUAUCAUACAAAUCUUAAUAUUUUGCGUCUUUCUUGUCAACCAAUAAAUACUUCACGAAUUGUAUAGUGCAGAUAAUAAUUUGGAUAAAUUUAUCCAACCUCUUUUGUAUGAUAACUGCUUUCAUAUUAGACUACAGUAUUCCUAUAUUGAGAUAAAACCGUUAUUUGAAAGCUUUUUUAAAAAUAAGAUAAAAUCGUUAUUUUUAUUGAUUAGAUUAAAAACGUUAUUAUCGUUUUAUAAAUGUUCCACCAACAAAACUUGACGUUUAUCUUCUUUGUUGUUGAAGCGUUUUGGUACCUAUGUCCAGCUCCGAUUGCAAAAGACAUAUAUAUUUACAUAAUUCCCCCCGUUCGUUUUCUAAUUUUUCUCACCGGAAAAAAAAAAUUAGUCUUUCAAGUUCUCUAAAAAACUUGUAAAACCUAUCCAUCUGACGAACAAACGUUAGGGAAAAUCAAAGAAAGUGACAAAUUAUUAUUUGUUGGUACAAUUGAUUUGAGAAUUAUUAUAUAUUAUUAAUCACUGAAAUUUAUUACAAAAUGUACGGGGAUGGGCCGGUGUUCAAGGCAGAAGGAGCGUCGUUCCGGGAUCAACCGUACGGUAGAGAACUUCCUCAGGGACUAUGGACCACCGGUCUCUGUGAUUGUCACCUAGAUGGUCACAUUUGUGUUCAGACAGCUAUAAUGCCAUGCAUCUCCUUCGCUCAGAACACCGAGAUCGUAAACAGAGGAACCAUACCUUGCAUGGACGCAGGUUUGAUUCAUCUAGCGUUAGGGUUUGUGGGUUGCUGCUGGCUUUACGCAUUUCCAAACAGGUCAAGGCUUAGGGAACAUUUCGCAUUGCCUGAGGAACCAUGCGGUGACUUUUGGGUCCAUCUCUUUUGCACUUCUUGUGCUAUCUGCCAAGAAUCUAGAGAGCUCAAGAACCGUGGUGCCGAUCCUUCCAUCAGUUGGCUUUCGAAUGUAGAGAAAUGGAGCCGAGAGAAAGUAACUCCUCCCAUAGUUGUACCAGGCAUGAACCGCUGAAGAGUUUCAUGAUUGUAUCUUACGUUGUAUGAAUGUAUAUAUAGAUCUUGCUAGCUUAUGUUUUUUUUUCUCAGUUUUAGCUUAGGAAAAAAAGUGAAAUAAAAAAAAGAUGAAUGAUUCUGGAUUAUAAUGUUCACUAAGCUGAUAAAAGAUGAUUUAGAAGUCUGAGAAGAGCUAUGCUUUCCUUUGGGCCAUAACAGGGCUUAGUCCCUAGGACGGGCUAACCAUAGAGAGCUAACAGCUCUAAGCCGACAUAUAUAAUAGUCGUGGAUGACCAAAAAG
Brassica napus (rape) is the source of this 1411-nucleotide messenger RNA. Its product is annotated as protein PLANT CADMIUM RESISTANCE 12. The transcript has 4 exons. The record is from RefSeq and is a predicted model, not a curated record. Bases 644 to 1129 code for a protein of 161 amino acids. Lineage: Eukaryota; Viridiplantae; Streptophyta; Magnoliopsida; Brassicales; Brassicaceae.